Molecule: messenger RNA, 550 nt
Organism: Hippocampus zosterae (dwarf seahorse)
Lineage: Eukaryota; Metazoa; Chordata; Actinopteri; Syngnathiformes; Syngnathidae
Gene: rpl30
Product: ribosomal protein L30
Exons: 5
Coding region: 143-493 (116 amino acids)
Cellular component (GO): cytosolic large ribosomal subunit
Molecular function (GO): structural constituent of ribosome; RNA binding
Source: RefSeq, a predicted model, not a curated record
AAGGCAUCAGUAGAUGCGCACGAGCCGUUUGCGCACGCUCGCCUAGAGACUGCGCCGCAAAGCAUGCUGGUCCUUCCUUUCCCUCCGAGGCCAUAUUGGAAUAAGCUCACAGUCGGCCGGCUUCGGACUUGAAAACGCUAAAAUGGUGGCCGCGAAGAAGACGAAAAAGUCGAUGGAGUCCAUCAACUCCCGACUCCAGCUGGUGAUGAAGAGUGGCAAGUACGUGCUGGGCUACAAGCAGUCCCAGAAGAUGAUCCGACAGGGCAAAGCCAAGCUGGUCAUCUUGGCCAACAACUGCCCGGCUCUCAGGAAGUCUGAGAUCGAGUACUACGCAAUGCUGGCCAAGACUGGCGUGCACCACUACAGCGGCAACAACAUUGAGCUGGGCACCGCCUGCGGCAAAUACUACCGCGUGUGCACGCUUGCCAUCAUCGACCCCGGCGAUUCUGACAUCAUCAGGAGCAUGCCUGAUCAGCAGCAGCAGCCUCAGUAGACCUCCCCGCCAUCCCUUCACCCCGAUUGUCAUAAAUAAAGUUGGUGUUGACAAUAA